This is a messenger RNA of Larimichthys crocea (large yellow croaker), 2414 nucleotides long. It is a transcript of the gene ccne2, whose product is annotated as cyclin E2. The record is from RefSeq and is a predicted model, not a curated record. The transcript is spliced from 12 exons. Bases 387 to 1574 code for a protein of 395 amino acids. NCBI's taxonomy places the organism in Eukaryota, Metazoa, Chordata, Actinopteri, Sciaenidae.
GACGGCGCCGUUAAACGGUGCCCGCGUGCCCGCCGCGUCGUUAAAGUCCAACCGGAACGAACGGAACGCGGCGUUUGCGUCACAAAAGCGUCGCGCGCUCGGGCGCCCGUUAGAAAUGAGCGUGAGCUCCCGGUAAACACGGUGCACGAGCCGUUCAAACGCUUCACGUCGACGGUUAAGUCACGUGAACGCGUGUACCGGGCGGGUUCGAGCCGGGCCGGUCGCUCGGUGAACUCGCGGCUCCGGUUUGAACAUUUUAGCGCGUUAAUGUUAACCGGGAACGCGCAUGCGCAGUGAGCGGCGGAUAUAAGGAUUGGCGCCGGCGCCACAGCUGAUCAUUCAUUCAUUCAGGACCGAGGAGCGCAGCCAGAACUUCAGUCGACAUCAUGUCCAGACGCAGCGGUCGCAUCACUUUGCAAACCAGAGACUCAAACACACUCGAGCCGACCGUCAGAGCGCCGCUGAAGAAGAGGAAGUCCGAGCCGUCCAAGAAAAAACUCCAACCUGCUGCCAAGAAACAGAGUUAUGAAAUCCAGAAGUGUUGGUCGGAGGACGGAGCGAGUCCGUGCGUCCUCAUCGAGACUCCCCACAAAGAGCUGGAGCCUUCGGACCCGUCCGGCUUCAAGCAGUACACCUUCAAGAACCUCUUCAUCAAGGCGUCGCCCAUCCCUCGCCUCAGCUGGGCCAGUUCAGACGACGUCUGGAUCAAGAUGCUGAACAAGGAGCUGAAGUACGUCCACGAUAAGAGCUACCUGCAGCGGCAUCCCAAGCUGCAGCCCAAGAUGAGGUCCAUCCUGCUGGACUGGCUGCUCGAGGUGAGCGAGGUGUACAGCCUCCACCGGCAGACGGCGUACCUCGCCCAGGACUUCUUCGACCGCUUCAUGCUGACGGAGGAGAACGUCAGCAAAGAGUACCUGCAGCUCCUCGGCAUCACGGCGCUGUUCAUCGCCUCCAAGAUAGAAGAAAUUUACCCGCCCAAACUGUUCGAGUUCGCCUACGUCACAGACGGCGCCUGCGACACGUGGGACAUCCAGAACACGGAGCUGAUCAUGCUGAAGGCGCUGGACUGGAAUCUGUGUCCGGAGACGCCAAUCUCGUGGCUGAAGCUGUACGCUCAGGUCGAGGCUCAGAAGGACGGAGAGAACUUCCUGGUGCCGCAGUUCUCCCAGGAAACGUACAUCCAGAUCACACAGCUGUUGGACCUGUGCAUGAUGGACUUCAACUCGUUGGACUACAGCUACAGCGUCCUCGCCGCCGCCGCCUUCUGCCACUUCUCCACGUUUGACGUGGUCCAUAAAGUCUCAGGCCUGACGUGGGAGAGCGUGGCGCCGUGUGUCCGGUGGAUGACGCCCUUCAUGGACGCUCUGCGGUCUGAAGCCAAACCUCAGCUGAAGGACUUCCCCAAAGUGAAAGCUGACGACCGGCACAACAUCCAGACCCACGUGGGGUACCUGGAGCUGCUGAGGAAAGCUCAGCGCCGCACAACCGACCUCCCCGACUCGCAGAUGUCGCCCGUUGCCGUGGGAGCCAUCCUGACUCCGCCCAGCAGCGUGGAGAAACCAGCCAAUCCGUGAGCAGCCGCACACGACCACGAGCGAGACACGCUACCUCUCCACAGUCUGACCUGAAGUGACGCCGCCGAAUGCCAAAACCUCCUCGGACCAUCGAGACCGCCGAGCGACGAAUUCAGACUUCAUGUCCUGUAGCACGUUUUGAUUUCUGAACACUAAGACUGUUUUAGGCCGUUACCAAACUUUGAAUUUUAACCCGAGACGAUCUGAACGCUCUGAACCUGUGAUGAUCUCUGAGCGUUUUUCUGGUGCUGUUCUUGAAAUCUCAGGAGAACAUUUCACACGAGGAGAGUCUGGGAAUCUUUCAUUCCACCCUGACGUGGAAACAUUCAAGUGUUUUAUUAUUAACCCUGGUGUGAACUCGUAGAUUUCUCUACACGGAGCCGCACGAACAAUCAACUUGUUGACGUGGCUCAGAUUUAUUUUUUAUUAAUAGUUGCAACCUGGUUGCACAUUCUCUUGUUACAUUCCUGGAAAACUUGACUUUCAGAGGAAAACUGGCUCCAGUUGUGCAAAGUUUUCAUUUUCAGUUCUUGUAUUUAUUGAUCAACACGAACGAGCUCCGUUUGAUCGCUGCGAGGCAAAAAAAAAGCUAUUUAUGAUUCAGCUGUGACACUCGUUUGUCCUCUUAGUGCCUUCUUUGUUUUUAAUUAAAGAAAAUUAAAGAUGAACUGUACGGCGACUUAACGAACAAACCUGACUGUAAGCUGGAGCGAACUCUGCAGUGAACAAACGAACCAUGUGAACUGUGUUAACGAAUGUAUGUUUGUGUAAAUACAGCGACUCAACAAAAUGUGUCAUUUUUCUUUUAUGAUGAAUUUUAAAUAAAAUGACGUGAGUUUG